CGGAAACGUAGAAGAAGAAAAGACUGAACAUUUUUAACUGCACCUAACCACCGUGACCGUGAAACAAACAGGGAAAUGUAAUAGUCUACAGUAGGUCUAACUCCUUUGUUCUGUUUAGUGACAUACAACGUAAUGUAAUGCUGUCAGUCACUUAUUAUGUUUAUUUAAAGACAUGUCGCGGCUUCUCCCGUUCAUCAGCUGUGUGUACAGCGUGUUCAGUCCACGGUCCAGUCGGGUCAUAUCAUGGAGAGGUUCUCCCAGUAUCUCUCCACUGCUUAGUCCGAUCCCUACUGGACUAACACGUGUUUUAGCAGCCGGUAAAAAGAGCUUGGUAGACUUUCCUGUCCUGAAUGAGGACGAGCUUAAAGAGCAGUUUGUGAGAGGAUCUGGACCCGGAGGACAGGCCACCAACAAAACCAGCAACUGUGUGGUGCUCAAGCACAUCCCAAGUGGGACUGUUGUGAAGUGCCAUCAAACCAGAUCUGUGGAAACAAAUCGAAAGCGUGCUCGGGACAUUAUGCGAGAGAAACUUGAUGUUUUUUAUAAAGGAGAACUCAGUGAAGUUGUUGUAAAGAAGAAAGAUUUAGAGCUGAGGAAACAAGAGAAGAAGAGGAAGGCAACUGAAAAUCUGGAGAGAAAAAGACUCUUUAAAGAUGCGCUUGCUGCAGACUCCAAACCUGGAAAUGAUACAGUUUAAAAAUGUUUGUGUUGAAUAAAAAUUGAUGCUUGAAAGAUAAAAACUUGGAAAGUUACUGUUAUUAGUUCCAAAUCAAAUGACCCUUUUGUUUGUAUAGCAUCUUACAUGCAAAGCUGCAAUUCAACCUACAAUAACACAUAAUACAAUUGUACAAAUCUGUCCAACCUAAACCUCAGGUUUAAGAUUUAUAACACUUGACUUGCUGUCCACCAAUCUAUGUCUGUUGUUGUUUUCCUUAUUAAAAAAACAGGACCAAACACUUG
Molecule: messenger RNA, 960 nt
Organism: Cottoperca gobio
Lineage: Eukaryota; Metazoa; Chordata; Actinopteri; Perciformes; Bovichtidae
Gene: mtrfr
Product: mitochondrial translation release factor in rescue
Exons: 2
Coding region: 173-697 (174 amino acids)
Biological process (GO): translational termination
Cellular component (GO): mitochondrion
Molecular function (GO): translation release factor activity
Source: RefSeq, a predicted model, not a curated record